Molecule: messenger RNA, 867 nt
Organism: Humulus lupulus (European hop)
Lineage: Eukaryota; Viridiplantae; Streptophyta; Magnoliopsida; Rosales; Cannabaceae
Exons: 3
Coding region: 1-867 (288 amino acids)
Source: RefSeq, a predicted model, not a curated record
AUGGCAAUAUUCAACGUUACAAAGCACGCCUUGUUGCCAAAGGCUUUCAACAAAAAACAAGGUGUGGAUUUCUUUGAGACCUUUAGUCCUGUUCUGAAGAUUUCUACAAUUCGAGCUAUUCUUGCUCUUGCUGCGAACUCUGUCUCAGAUUCAUCUCUCUUUUAUUACAGAAAUCCAAAUGUUGAACUCUAUCUCUUAGUUUAUGUUGAUGACAUUCUUUUAACUGGCAACAAUCAUCAUAAGGUCAAGAAUAUCAUCACUCAACUCAAGCAAUAUUUCUCUCUGAAAUCGCUGGGGUCUAUGACUGACUUCCUUGGUUUCGAAAUCACUCAGGGAGCAUACGACAUUCAUCUUUCCCAAGGAAAAUACAUGACUGAUUUGCUUCGAAAGACCAACAUGCUCAAGUGUAAGUCAAGCCCCACACCUAUAUCUCAAGGCGAAAAUUUGAGCACCGGAGAUAGCAAAAUCUUUCAUCAACCUACUAUCUUUCAGAGUGUCAUGGGAGGUCUUCAAUACCUUACCUUGAGCAGACCAGAUAUUGCAUUUACUACUGUUUGUAAAAGGCUUCUCAGAUAUCUUCGCGGAACUAUAGGCCUUGUUUUCAAACCCUCAAAUCAUUGGGCAGUCGAGUGUUUCAGUGAUGCGGAUUGGGCUGGUUCCAGUGAUGAUAGAAAGUCGACUGCUGGUUAUUGUGUGUAUUUGGGAGGCAAUCUAAUUACAUGGUGCUCCAAGAAACAGAAAGCUAUUGCAAAAUCAUCAACUGAAGUUGAAUAUAGGGUCUUAUCUCACACUGCCACCGAAAUGGCUUGGAUGCAUUCACUCUUUGAAGAACUUGGCCUUAAUCACAAAGUUCCUGCUGUGAACUGA